CGUUCCCAAACAGACGUUCAGUUCAGUCGCGUUCGUGUGUUGUAUCGUUGCUGCUGCCGUUUUUCCACGUGGUGCCUCACAAAUUCAGUUUUGCCAGCAUGAAAACUGCCGGCUCCAAGGUGCGUCACGCGUCCAAGAAAAACAAAGCUUCGUGGCGCAAAAAUGUGGACAUUUCCGACGUGGAGGGAUUUCUGGAGGAGCAGCGCGAGCACGAACGGAUCGCCGGGAAUGUGGCGGACCGGUCCGACGCGGAACUGUUUGUGGAGGAGAAGAAGCCACAGAAGGGUGGGCAGCGGAGUAGGAGGGAGUUGAGGAAGCAGCAGUUUGAGGGCAAGCCGAAAUUUUGUGCUGCGCUGGAGAACACCUCCAAGGUGGCGGAUCCGGUCCUGAAGAGGAACGUAAUCACGAACAAGGAGAAGCUGCUGGCGAUUGGCAAGAGGAAGAGCAAGGCGGAGGCGGUUUCGGUUGGGGUUAGGAAGAAGAAGGUGGUGAAGGAUAAGGUGGUCACGAAGGAUUUGUGGGCAGAUGAAGAUUCCGGGAAGAAACCGAUUCGCGCCAGGCCAAAUGCCGUUUCGAAUGUGGAGUUGCCCCCGGCCGGAGCCAGUUACAACCCAUCGAUUGACGACUACAAUGAGCUCAAGCAGGCAGUGGUGGAAUCCGAGAAGAAGCACAUCAAACGGGCCCAGCACCUGGACCGGGUCGUGACGGCCAAGUUCGGCAAGAAGCUCACGCCGGAACAGCGCGAAAAGCAACUCUUCGAGGAAAUGUCCGAGGGACUGUUUGAAAAGCCCAGCAAAAAGUCAUCCUCCAAAAAAGAAGCCGAAGAGGACACCGAAGACUACAAAGCCAUCAACGCCCCCGUCCAGAACAAAAAGAAGACCCGUGCCCAGCAGAACAAAAAGUUCCGCGAGGUCGCCAAACGGAACGCCGCCGUCGCCCUCAAGGAGGAACUCAAAAAGCUCGCCGACAUCAACCGCCUGCCGGAAAUGAACUCCAAGCUGGCGAAAACCGAAAAGAACAUCGAAGUGAAGCGCGGUCGCCGCGCCGUUCGCGACGAAGAAAAGAAGCAACUGCCGGGCCGGGUGGCCUACAUGCAGUACGAGGCGCCCGAGCCGGACUUUGUCGAACCGACGCAGCUCACCGACAAGCUGCGGACGGUGGCGCCGAACAAGAGUCUGGUCGUGGACCGGUUCAAGAGUCUGCAGAAGCGAGGGCUGAUUGCGCCGAAGAAGCACCGCGAUGGCAUUCUGCGGACGAACCGGUCCACGCUGAAGAAGUGGAAGCGGUACACGCUCAACAGUCACAAGGAGGAGGGGGUGUCGGCGUAAGAAGCGAAGGGGAUGAAAUUUGUGGAACCAUUGCGAGUCAGUGGGGGUGUAAUUUUAAAAUUUAUUAUAAAGUAAUAAAAUAUACUAAAAUAGAGUAAGAAA
Culex quinquefasciatus (southern house mosquito) is the source of this 1430-nucleotide messenger RNA. RefSeq names its product ribosome biogenesis protein NOP53. The coding region runs from base 99 to 1328 and encodes 409 amino acids. The record is from RefSeq and is a predicted model, not a curated record. Gene Ontology annotation, cellular component: nucleolus. NCBI's taxonomy places the organism in Eukaryota, Metazoa, Arthropoda, Insecta, Diptera, Culicidae. Gene Ontology annotation, molecular function: 5S rRNA binding. Gene Ontology annotation, biological process: ribosomal large subunit assembly; rRNA processing. The transcript has 2 exons.